AUCGGGCAGUAAGUUCGCAAUGAAGCAGUGACAAAAUCCAGUCAUGAAUAAGGAGAGACGACAAAACUUUUUAAUUAAAACAAUUUGGCUGGGCAUACAGUCCGAAUCGUAUCGGUUAACGCGGCAUCGGUCAGUCUUUCGGAGGGUCGCGAUACGUUAACAUUCUCUCUACAUCUUGGAUUAAUAAUAAUAAUAAUAAUAAUAAUAUAUAAGAGCGAUAUUGAAUAAGGUAGCAGUGUUAUCAUUAUUGGCUGUUAGAUCUUUUCCUGCGAAAAUGGUGAUAGUUUAAACGCCACUAAGUCCAUCAAGCACUAUACUGUUAAAUAAAUUGGAUACUCAUUUAUAAACGUUAAGUGAAAAAUGGCAAAUGAAUCAGUGAAAUUAAAACCAUUAAGUCCCAGUAAUAAAUAUACGGAUGGCGAAACAGGAGGAAAUGGAAAUUCGCCAGGUUCAAACGAAGAUUACGAUCCCCAUCUCCACAGAGAGGUGGAAAAUCCCACCACUAAUGUUGAAACUCUCAUACACUUGCUCAAGGGUUGUUUAGGCACUGGAAUUUUGGCCAUGCCUGAAGCUUUUAAGAAUUCAGGGAUCUUCAACGGUUUAGUUUCUACCGUGAUUAUUGGUGUUCUCUGUACAUAUUGCCUACACGUUCUAGUUCAAGCUCAAUACGUAUUAUGCAAACGAUUGAAAGUUCCAAUACUCAGCUAUCCAGAAUCGAUGAAGUUAGCGCUAGAGUCAGGUCCGCUGUGCCUUAGGCCUUUUGCUAAAUACUCACCGCUAUUAGUGGAUUUUUUCUUGAUUGCAUACCAGCUAGGAAUAUGCUGUGUAUACAUAGUUUUUGUUGGAGUUAACAUUAAAGCUGUAGGUGAUCAACACACGAGUGAACCACUAAGACUAGAGUACUACAUAUUAGCUGCGUUCAUCCCAUUCGUUCUCAUAAACUGCGUACGUAAUCUGAAACUCUUAGCUCCUUUUUCAACUCUAGCGAAUAUUAUCACAUUUGCUUCCUUUGGUGUAGUGUGUUAUUAUGUUUUCCAAAACCUGCCGGAUAUUGAUGACAGACCAGCCUUUGGAAGAUUAUAUACGUAUCCACUCUUUUUUGGAACCACAUUGUUCGCUUUAGAAGCUGUUGGAGUGGUAAUUGCUUUAGAAAACAACAUGAAGACACCUAAAAGUUUUGGAGGUUAUUUUGGAGUACUGAAUGUUGGCAUGGCAUUUGUGGUUGUUCUUUACGUUGGAAUGGGAUUCAUUGGAUACUGGAAAUAUGGUGAAGCAGUGGAACCUAGCAUUACUUUAAAUUUUCCAGGAAAUGAAGCUUUGGCCCAAGCUAUAUUAAUAUUGUACUCAAUUGCAAUUUUCAUAUCGUAUGGGCUUCAAGGAUAUGUUCCUGUGGCAAUCGUAUGGAAUACAUAUAUGCUAAAGCGAUUAGAAGGAAGCAAUCGUCUUCUUCUAUGGGAAUAUAUUUUACGUCUAGUAUGCGUAAUCCUCACAUUCAUUUUAGCUUUAACAAUUCCCAUGCUUGGCCUCUUCAUUUCUCUGUUUGGAGCUUUCUGUCUGUCUGCGUUGGGUUUGGCUUUUCCAGCCAUCAUGGAAAUCUGCGUGAAUUGGCCGGAUAAUCUUGGACGAUUCCAGUGGAUUUUAAUCAAGGAUGUAUUGUUAAUCAUUUUCGGUGUUGUGGGACUCCUGGCUGGAAGUUACAGUUGCAUAAGCGAGAUGGUAAUCAAAUUUCAAGAAGGAGCAACGUAGAAGAACGAAACAUAAAUGUAGUUAAUUCUAAGUACAUUGUAACGUAAAGGAGUGUGAAAAUAUUAAUAUGUGAAAUUUGA
This is a messenger RNA of Zophobas morio, 1826 nucleotides long. Its product is annotated as proton-coupled amino acid transporter-like protein CG1139. Lineage: Eukaryota; Metazoa; Arthropoda; Insecta; Coleoptera; Tenebrionidae. Gene Ontology annotation, molecular function: L-amino acid transmembrane transporter activity. The record is from RefSeq and is a predicted model, not a curated record. Gene Ontology annotation, biological process: amino acid transmembrane transport. The coding region runs from base 361 to 1746 and encodes 461 amino acids. The transcript has 9 exons.